Molecule: messenger RNA, 3559 nt
Organism: Mesocricetus auratus (golden hamster)
Lineage: Eukaryota; Metazoa; Chordata; Mammalia; Rodentia; Cricetidae
Product: C-type lectin domain family 2 member E
Exons: 5
Coding region: 759-1367 (202 amino acids)
Cellular component (GO): external side of plasma membrane
Source: RefSeq, a predicted model, not a curated record
GUUACCUGAUGGUCACAAAGGUGAGAGGUGAGGUUAGCGAUAAACAGGUAUUGAGAGGGUGGACAUGGAGGGCUGGGAGGAGGCUCAACUCCAGGAGCUCUGCUGCUCUCCUUGACCCCAUGAGCCCAGGGCAUGCACAGUGCACACACAUACAUUCAGAAGAAUACAAUAUGCAUACGGUAAAUUCAUUUUUUUAAAAAGAGGGCUAAAGAUGGCUCCAAAUUCACAGUUUUCCAAAUCCUCUAUGGUCACUGCUAUUUAACCUUAUAGCAGGGUCAGUGAAAGUUGCUGCUUCUUUCUAGAAAUUUCGUUUUCACAGGGCUUGAAAAGGGCUGGCAAUUACAUUCCAUUUUUUUUUGAGGUUGUUUUGUUUUUAGGGUGAUUUCUGCAGGACAGUCAAACACCCCCUGUCAUCCCAUCUUGGCUGCAGAGAGAAAUGUGUGAAGUUGUUGUAAUAAAAACUACUUUGCACUAUCAAAAUCUAAAACAGUCCUCAGUUCUGUUUAUUUUUUUGCGGUACACGUUUCAUUCAUGUCACACUUUCUUUCCAAAUUUGUAAUGCCAGUUUUCCAAGAAGCAGAUUCUAUUCGCCAAAAGUUCAGGGUCAUUGGUCAGGCAGCAGCAAAUCACUGGCAAGCUGGGCAGAGCUUCCAAAUCAGCUGAGUUAAAGAACCGCCCACUACCUAAAGUGUUCUGCUUUCAAACGUCCAUUAAUUCAUUCGUUGUUUGGGCAAGAAGACAGCUGGUGUAAAGCCUUCAUGAGAAUGUUACCUGCAGAGUCUACCCUCCCAGACUGCGUGAAAGGAAAUCGUAAAAGUCUUCAAGGACAAUCUCUCAGUGUCGUCUCCACUGAGUCUCCUGCUAAGCAUUACUGCUGCUAUGCAGUGAUCACGGUCCUCACUGUAGCUGUGAUUGUACUUUCUGUUGCUUUGUCAUUGCCAGCAAGGAAGCCAGAAGAUGACUCAAACAAAAAAUUCUUUGCUGCUUGUCCAAGACAGUGGAUUGGAAUUGGAAAUCAAUGUUAUUAUUUUUCUGAUGUCAUGAGAAACUGGACAUUCAGCCAGAUCUUCUGCAUGGCACAAGGAGCCCAGCUAGCUCGAUUUGACAGCCAGGAGGAGCUGGCUUUUCUGAUGAGAUACAAGGGGGAUUUUGACUACUGGAUCGGCUUGCUCAGGAAAUCAUCACAACAUGCUUGGAUGUGGACCGACAACACUGAGUAUAAAAACGUGACUUCCCCCCGAGGACAAGGAGAAUGUGCCUACCUGGUUGGCAAUGAGAUCAGCAGUGGCAGGAACUAUAUUCAGAGGAGGUGGAUUUGUAGCAAGCCCCAAAGUUUCACAGCUUGUGUUGUGCCAAUGCAGUCAUGAGAGGUCUGUAACAUGUUAUCUACACACGCAGCCUCAUUUCUUUAUCUUAUAAAACUAUCAAAAUCAAUUCAUAAUCUUUGGUGAUAUCAAACAUUAAAACAAUCAUAGGGGACUAUACUUAAGGAUACUUGUGUGAUUCUAAAUUACAUAUGUGUUUUGGUAUGCGGUUGUACUCAUAUCUUAAACCUGAAUUAUGGUCACAUCAGUAUUAGUGACCUCCACUUUUAUGAUCAGAUAGUGAAAUUUUUUCAUUAGUUCUUCCUUUGACUGACUGGUACAUUAACAAAAUGAAGGGAGGUCAGGAUUGAGCCAAGAUGGCUGCAACACAGGGCUUCUGCAGAAGGCUAGAAGGGGAGGCAGAGGAUUUGAGUCUCUUCAGCACCGUCUUCCCACAGAUGUGGGCAUACUGCAUCCGGCCUCAUCACGGGUUUGCAGUUGCCAAGAGGGAGCCUCAGACACCGAUGCCACAGCUGCUGCAACCCAAGCCAGAACCAAAGUGAGGCCCUGUUGUUAGAAAGUCAGGCAAGAGUGUCAGAGAGAAUGACUGGGUCUCCCAUAAAUGUGCCUUGACACAUCUGUAGGCUUUGUUAUCAGAACCUUUAAAGAUAUUUACACAGUGGUUCAAGAUGGUGGCUCGUGGGGUGGCUUCUUGGUCCCAACUGGAGACAGCACUGCUGUGGAGCUGCCCUCAGGUCACAGGUACCAUGGUCACACCUAAUGAGCCAGUGGGCCGGCCUUCACUGAGGGCAGAGAGAUAUGCAGAGGCCUGGAACUCUAAUGCCUGCAGAUGCUCUGUCCAGCCGGAAGAUCACCCUGUCUCUGAGCAACAACAGGACUCAUCUCAGUGAUAGCCUGCGAUCACCCUGGCUCUAAGCAACAUCAGGAUGUCUGUGAUGGAGAACGGUUCGUUUUCUGGAUUGGUCCUCCUCAAAAAAACCUAGCAUGGGUGGGGUGGUAAGAAGCAGCCCUGGACCUCUGGAAGGCUCUGUCCGCUGAUGCACUACCCAGCCCCAUGACCAGCCUGACUCUGAGGAACAGAGAGAUAUGAAAGAUGGAGAAUAGUGCACAUUCUGGAUUGGGCCCCUUCAAUUUGGUCUUGUCAGGGACCAUGAGAAUUAUAGCAGGUGACAACUAGUGUUCAGAUGUCAACCCACCAGAGGAAUGACUGUCUGAUGGAGGUUAAUCCUUUCCAGAAAAGGUCUGCAGGACCAUCGACUCUGAAAGCUGUUGUUCACUUUUGUUAGAGCAGUUUGGUGUCUCUCUAAUACUGCAUUGUAAUGUGUAAUCUCAUGUGGUGUGUACAUGUAACCUUAUGAUUGCAUCUCAACCGUAUGGGCACAAUUAUCUGUGGAUGGUCAGGUAGAUUCCUUUUUAUUUGUUUAGAAGAUUGGAUGUAGAUAAAUCAAGAUGUCUCCAUCAAAAUCAGAAACAUUUCAGUUUAUGUUUAAGAAAUGACCAAAGGGAAAAUAGAAUCUUAAGCUUGUGGUUAACCAGUAAGCAGUCCCUAUUAUAACUGUUCCUCAGAAUAUUAUUAAUGUUAAACUUUGAACUUUAGGAAUCUUAAUAUAACCAUAUCAUAAAAAGGGAAGGAAAUCUGAAACAUGUUGUCUUUUUAUUUUUUAUCAUUAUAUAAGUCUUAUAAGUUUUGUUUAUUCUGAGAAGUUUAAAUAUUUUAAAUGGCAGGGCGCGAGGUAAGCAAUAAUUUGUAUCAAUAAUAGUAUGUUUAUAUGUAUAGUUUUGAAUAUAUAAGAUAAUAUAUUUAAAGAUGAAUAUAUUUGAAUAAUAUUUGUAAUAUUAGUCAAUCUGUGUUUUUGAAUUAGUAAUAGCUUAAAAUUUAGUUAAAUUUAUUUACUUUUAUGUAUUUGUCCUUUUGUAAGUAAAAUUACUUAUAAUUUAAGCAAAAUUUAUCCUUAAUAUCUAGGCAUUAAAUUUUAUUUUUAAUUAUUAUUUAUUUUUUAAAAUAUUUUAAUUAUUUACUAGGUACACAAUCUUCUACCUGCAUGCCAGCAGAGGGCAUCAGAGCUCAUUCAAGGUGGUUGUGAGCCACCAUGUGGUUGCUGGGAAUUGAACUCAGGACCUUUGGGAGAACAGUCAGUGCUCUUAGCCGCUGAGCCAUGUCUCCAGCCCCUACUUUUAAUUAUUUUUAAUCGUUUAUAAUUUAAGUAAAGUUAUCUCUAACAGUUUAUAAGUUA